Messenger RNA from Danio rerio (zebrafish), 1927 nucleotides. The record is from RefSeq and is a predicted model, not a curated record. Lineage: Eukaryota; Metazoa; Chordata; Actinopteri; Cypriniformes; Danionidae.
GUUCUGCAGGUGUGCACAACAGAGAUCUCUUUAGCUGGCCUGUUACCGCGGUGGAGAAGGCUGAGGUCCUCAAAAGUGCAGCCACUAUGAAGAAGAGUAUCUUGAAAGCUAACCGAUAUGAGGCGCCUGAAGCCGGUUUGAGUAACUCUAUUGGAGCUGUAACCUGGACUCUUCCUGAUGAAGGUCUUCAGGCUCACAGCUCAGUUCCCAGCAAGAGCAGCCAAAGCCCCAGACAAAAGGAUUUGAAGGAUCUCCGCAGCCUGCAGGAAUGUGUGAAGUUUAUCACUCAGUGGAAACAGCAGGUCGACCAAGUCUGCAAGCCUGGUGCCAAUGCUGAUGAAGGCCCGGGUGCUAGUGUGCUUGCAGAGCCACGCAGUCUGGAGCAAUGCCGCAAACUCAUCCUUGAGUGGGCACAGGAGCUCAGGAAGGUGGACAGUUUGUUUAGUGAGGGUACAUGGAGAAAAGAAAGAGACACCUCCUGGGAGCAGAAAGAGAGCCAGGCUGACUCUGCCAAGCAUAUGGAGCAGAAGAUCAUGGAAUGGGCUAAAGAGCUGCAGGCCGUGUCAGAGCGCUGUGGGGUGAUGAGACAAGAAUUGGCCCAAUUUCUCAAGCAGCUGGAACUGAAGAAGAGGAAAAUCUUGACUCUGUUGCCGUUUCUGGAGUUCAUAACUUGGUCUUUGCUGAAGCAGGACAGCCAGGGUGUCGUUCCACAGCUAUGGCUCCUCAGUAAACAUCGUACUUGGAAAACAGAGACACCAAAGUACAUUCCAAACUCAGUGUGGAGAUGGAUCCGCAGUGCUUCAGUGGACAUCUCACUGGACCCAAUGACUAACCACCCAUGGUUACAGCUCUCAGAUGAUAAGAAGAAGGUACAGGAAGCUCUGAGUGAAACUGAAGUGUCGUUCAGCAAGCAGCGCUUCGACAGCUGGCCGUGUGUCCUGGGUUGGGAAGGGCUCACCUCCGGUCGCUACUAUUGGGAAGUAGAUAUUGCCAACAAGGGCUACUGGCGUAUCGGAGUGACCACUGCCUCCUCUAAAAGGCACGGCAGGAGCCCUAUGAACCCCUCUGAGGGCUUUUGGACAAUAUGGAAAAGCACAAGGCAGUUUUAUGCAUGCACCAAGCCGGAGACCGAGCUGCCUCUGACACUUGUUCCUAAGAAGCUGGGAGUCUACCUUGACUACGAGGAAGGACAGGUGUCUUUCUACAAUGUAGAGACACGCACUCAUAUCUUCACAUUUACUGCAAAUUUCCGUGAAACAUUGUUUCCACUUUUUGCACCGUUGGAUGGACGCACACUUAUCACACUGUCCACCGCUGAGGUCAAUCCAGAAACGGCUUCUCUCUAAAUAUGCCAUCUUUUAAGCUUGACUCCUGUCCUCUUAAGGUGUCAAGCGCAAAUUUGAAAAGCACAUGUGCACUACCUUUUGAGGUUUACAUUCAAUUAAAAACACAGGAUCUAAUCAGAUAAGACAUUCAGGAGAAAAUAGCGUUUUCAAUUCAUUAACUUAAAUUCGCCAGUGAUUCCCACAUAGACCUUACAUGGGCAGGCCACCCAGGUAUAUUAACGGCUGCUCAAGAACAUUUGGUGACACUUAUUCUUUUAUCCUUUUACACUUUUUUUUUAUAUCCGCCCAAUAUAAUCGAACAUCUGCGAUAGAUUACGUAGUGAAAAAUCUUCUCUUGCUUACAUGUUUUGUACUGCGCAAGAUCUGUCAACACUCCCACAGAAGUCUCACGUGCUCUGCAGACCCACAGAGGCUUCCCUUUUUGAGAUUUUGAUGUUAAAGACCUUCUCAGAAUAUUUUUAGACCUCAUCGCCACUUCAAGUUCUAAUCAGUAUUAAACCUUUACUUAAUAAACAGCUGUGGUUAAAUGAAUCAAUGGAGCACAACCAUGAAACAGAACUCAAAUAAGCUCGGAAGAAACA